Messenger RNA from Mirounga angustirostris (Northern elephant seal), 13682 nucleotides. It is a transcript of the gene PKD1L1, whose product is annotated as polycystin 1 like 1, transient receptor potential channel interacting. The coding region runs from base 3652 to 12735 and encodes 3027 amino acids. Gene Ontology annotation, molecular function: protein binding; monoatomic cation channel activity. Gene Ontology annotation, biological process: calcium ion transport. The transcript has 58 exons. Gene Ontology annotation, cellular component: plasma membrane. NCBI's taxonomy places the organism in Eukaryota, Metazoa, Chordata, Mammalia, Carnivora, Phocidae. The record is from RefSeq and is a predicted model, not a curated record.
GAAGGCCAGAGCCCCUGGGCUCAGCUGCCGGACCUGCCAGGGUUCCUGAAACCUGUGUGGGCCCCCAGUUACGGUCUUUACCACCCCUGUCUUCCACGUGCAGCGCUCGGUCAUUCUGGAAAGCACACCCGUGCAUUUAGGCAGAGAAGAGCUCCGUGAGCCUGUGUUCAGGGCUGAGACCACGUCUGUGUGUCUGUUUGCGAGCCGGCCUGUGCUCUGCUGGGUCUGCUUUCUCAUCCCCCAUGGCCUGUCCCAUCACAUCCCAUGGUGGGGGAGUCUCCUCUGCCCUGUGGAUGGACACUGUGAACAGUGUCUUAACUCCCGUGACAGAGCCGAGCAGUGAGGCUGUGGCCUAGGGUAAGAGGAAGAAGGGGGAAAUCUGCACAAGUGGAAGAUUCUUUUGUGGCCUUUUCUGAGUACGUGGUCAAACCAGAACCAGCAUUUGAGCCCAUCUUCGGAUGCUUAUCAACGGGAGUUCACAUAAGAUAUAAUAUUUGUUCAGGUAACUCUUGAAAGCCAGCAUACCGUUUUAAUUGUCAAGCCUCUCUCCUCUCUUUGACUGCAGCGGUAAAACUUAGAAGUCAUGAUGUUCAAUGAAGCAAGGUCUGAAAAUAGUUUAUAAAUUUUUUUUUUUUUUGGUUGAAGAAAAUGUAGUAGUCUGUUACCAAUCUGGGAAAUUGGUUCCUUCUGAUUAUUUAAAUGAUGUUUAAUGUAUAAUGAAAUAAAACACUGGUUUUAGUAUAAGUUAGUGGUAAAAUGGCCCACCUCUUCGCCUGUCUGGCGCGGUGUGUCUCGGUUCUCUGCCCCAGCGCGUAGCUUGCGUAUUUUUGGCAUCCUGUCCUUGGGCGUCCGGUGUUGUGGGCCAGGUCUGUCCAGCCAGAGUUGCACAGAUACUUGAGAUUCUGCAACAUGGAUUCUUUAUUUGGCAGAGUGGAUUUCGUGGCCUGCCCGGGGCCACACGGCCCGUGGCAGGGAUGGGACUAGGAUCCAGGCAUCUGACUUGAUCAGUAACCCUCUCCUCCAGGCUCCGCUGCGUGGCCGGAAUAAUGAGUCCUGCGUUUCAGACUCAGUGUCCACCAAUCAUUUCAUGAGUCUGGGAAGAGGAUCUUCGUUAUAACUCUGCUAUAGUAAAGCAGCUUCGCUUGCAAUUUCUAAAAUGUCCUAAAACCACAUGUAAUUUUCCUCUGAUUUAUGUAUUGUUUGUUUAAACAAUACCUGAUUGUGAUGGUUUUAGGGAUAGCCCGGGUCUCCGUGUGCACAUGGCCACGCAGGCCGUCCUUGCGGGUCAGGGUGUGUGGGGGGGUCUGUUUCUGCUUCUCGGCAGCACUCCCUGCUUCAUGCUGGCCUGGGCCUCUGCCUCUUGGAGCCUUGACCGAGGAUGGCCCCCCGCCACGGGCUUAGGGAAGCCACCGUGCUGCUGUACUGAGCAGUGCACCACGGUGAAGGUCUGUUAGCUCAGCUUAGACACAUGAGUAUCAUUUGAACAGGUAACGUAUUUUCAAGACUAACACCUCCCAGUGCCGAGGUCUCUCGCCCGCGUCCUGCACUUUAGAGACACGCUCUGCUCGCUGUGACUGUAUGGGGCUGUCCCCGGUGCUCAGGCUCAGACGUGUUUAAGAAUCCCUAACCCGGUGCGUCACCCUCCUCCUGGGUCUCCCGGGCCCGGCAAAGACCUACUCCAGCGACCAUGGCACUUGGCCUCCGUGUUUUCCUGGGCUGGAAGCGUGGUUCUGUCCAGGUGGUGAAGGCGCUGAGUGGCAUUCCUGUUCUUGGUGGAUGUCGCCCAAUGGGCGCGGCUGCAUUGUGAAAAGACACAAUCGUGUCCUUGAAUGUGGAUUCCAGUGGGGGGUCUGAAAGAAAGCCCGAGCCCCUGUGGGUUUUUCAGCUUCUCAGUGUCCUUGAGCCAGGAGGCAGGAAGUCUGUCCAGAUGGGAUGAGAGGCUACAUUAACCCCACAGACACCCUGGGGUCUGGUUGGGUAUUGACUGGGUGUGGAAAGCCGUAAAAAGUCCGGUGUGCCCUUCAACCCAAUACUUCUGAUUAUAGGAAUUUCCACAGAGAUUAUAAUCAAGGGGGUUCUGGUAUUCUUGUACUAAAAAGUCCUGAAGUAGUCUAAGUAUGAAUCCCUAGGGGAUUUGUUAAAUAGUCUGUCACCUGCCGGUAUUUCCUGCUCUGAAAGUAACGUUACAGAAACAGCGUACUGAUGUAUGUGGCGCAGUGUUUAUGAUGGGUGGUUCGGGUGUGUUACCGUCGGAUUCCGGUUCUGAGAAUGAUCACGUGUGUGGUGAUAGAAAAAGGUUGGAAAAAUAUACACCAGCGCUUAAACCUGAUUAUUUGUGAACGUUUCAUUUCAGUCUUUGUAAACGUAAGUAUCUUCUGAAACUCUUACAAUCGGUUUUGUUACAAAAAAAUAAAUUAUUUUUAGGGACUGAGUCAUAGUAUUUAUUAUCUGAAUGCAGUCCGUAAUCGCUGGCAAAGGCAGUUUCCUCACCAUUGGCCUUGAGACUCUUCAUCUUCACGCGUGUCCUUUCCUGAGCAGAAAAGUAAACUCUCACGAGUCGUGUUGAAAUCACAGGAGGGUCACAGCACUGAGUCGCUGAGUCGUGCGUCAACGAGGUAACAGUGCGCUGCAGAAUGAUUGCGUCCCGGCCUGCGAAGGAGCCAACCCCGGGCUAGCCCGAGUGCGUGGUGAGGAGAGCAUGACAGCCGCUGGGGCCCAGGCUACUGGGCUGGGGGGGGCGCUUCGCACAUCUGUGAUGCCCAGAGGGAAGACCCCUGGGAGCACGGGGAUGGGGCCCCCUCCCCGAGCCCUGCUGAGCGAGCCCUGGUUCCAUCAGAGACCCAGGGAGACGCAGGGAGACAUGGGGAGACGCCGGCUCUGCAACCCUGUCCGGUCCGGGCCUUAGCAUCUCAGAGAGGCCGCCUCUGUGGGGUUGAAGGGAAGUGCAGCCCUCAGGCAUUUUCUGAGUGGUGGAGGAGGGUUAGAAACCAGAACCCAGACUGGUCCUCGUGGGCCUGCCCAGUGGCGCCCAGGAGGGUCUGGUCAACGCUUCCCAGCACACCCUGACCACAGCGCUGCACUCCUAGCAGAGGGUGGCCGGAACCCCUCCGUCCUCCUUAGGGAGGGAAACCCCAGGUCUGGUUUGCUGGGUGGGGGCUUCCCCACCCUCAGCCAGCAGGAGGAGCGGGGAGGGUGACAGUGGGACUGGGGCGAGGGCAUCCCCUCCUGCUUUUGUCCCUUGGUCUUGCUCCUCUCACUGGGGGCAAGCCUGCAAGGAGGUGGGGGCCGUGCCCCCUGCUCACCUUCACGCCCUGGCCCAGAUCCUGCAGCAUGGGCUCCACCAAUGUCUGGAGUGUGCCGGCUUGUCACCUCACGCUCAGGGUGCUUUGGGGGGUGUUUGGUGGCUCAACUGCUCCUGGGGACGCAGGGGACCUCCCUUCAUAGGGGACACGUCUGAAGUGACCCGGAGAGUCAGUGGUGGCUCUCGGCUGUGCAGGAGCUUCCAGAAGCUUAGAGGGGCCCCUGCCCAGAGGGCCCGGGACAGGGGCGUGUCCUGAAGCCUCUUGAAGGAGCACACGCAGUGUUUGACCUACAUCAUGUGGCCUGAGUGGUCGGACAUAGCAAAGGCUUCCAAAGGGGCAGGAGUAGCAGAUGUUUCUCAUACCUGGAAAAGGGCUUUGCCAGCGUCCUGUCCUGGCCUCUGCUGGGAAUGCAGGGCGCCCCCUCGCUGUCACCCUCACCCACUUCAUACGGUGCCUCCCUGGCUGGACCUACACUCUCCGCUGCACGUUCACACCAGGGGACGCAGGGGGAAGCCAGCGGGCUGACUGCUGCGGCCAGAGCCCGGACCCAGUGACACCGGGAAGGACCUCGGUCCCGAGGGCCCAGGGAUCCCUGAAAGGCGUUUCUGAUGAUCCGGAGAGGUGCGUCUGGGCCGCCUGCUUCUGGUCCUUCUGUGGCGCCGCACUCCCGAGAGCCUCCGAUGGAGUGCCAUUCGAGGUCUGCGCUAAUCCCGAGCCUUUUAGGAGCACUGAGAAGGUGAGCCGUCCUCCGGGUGCGCUGACACGUGGGAAAGAAGACGCAGGACUGGAGCAUCCACCCCCGCUGGUGUCCUGGGACAAGAACAUUUUGAGAACAACCAGCAGAGCAGUGUUAAGUGUUGUCAGCAAGAGGACGUGGGCUGCUGCGGAUCGGGGUGACCGUGCCAAGAGAGACUCCCGGGGACCUUCCGUGACAAUGGCGAGCUUCUGGGGCAGCAGUGGCCCCUGUGGCCGACGGAUGUGUGCGGCUGGGAAAGCCAGCGGUGACCUCUGUGGUCUUCUCCAGUGCACCCGUCCCGCAGUGGGCUCCCGCAGCGUGAGCACGCAGAUCCCCGCCUGUCUCCUGGGACGGCAGCGCUCUGCAGAGGACGUGGCCCCGGAGCGGCUUCCAGGGACCGAGGUCACGGCGGCCACCGUUACGAUGGGGGCCCCCAUCUGGGUGGCUGCGUCCGUUCAGACCCACACUCCGACCGCACCUUUUCCCACCUUACCGGGAAGCUCCCUCGGCCACAGUGGCUCAGCAUCCUGGCCUCGUCCCAAGCAGCUCUGUCCCCUUGCUCAGUGUCACCCUGGGACCAUCUCCGUGCAAGUUCCUGCUGACACAGUGGAUCCCGCCAUCUGUGGCUUCCCAGACGCAGACGCCCAGGUGCCUCCGAGUCUGGGCUUCCGGGGCCAGGUGGCUUCCCAAGCAGCUCUGUGUCUGGUGAUGGAUUUUGGGGACAGCUCUGGGGUUCCAGUGGCGAUCCGCAAUGUGACUGGAGGAGCGGCGGUCACCGCCUACCACCAGUUCGGGAAAGAAGGAGCCUAUGUGCUCAAGGCACGUAUCUACGAGUUUUGUGGAACUGAAAAGGAGCUUGGUCCUUAUUAUGUGGAGAUCGGCCCUGCGACCAUGUCCGUGUUCAUGAAUUCCAGCAGCAUCCACAAGGACGAGCUUCUUGUCUUUGCUGACUGCAGCACAGUUCAGAAAGGCACCGCCGUCUCGCUUCGACUUCCAGCCUGUCCCUCGGAGGACGUGGCCUUCACUUCUCAGAGCCGAGCGGGGGGCGGCCAGGGCCAGCACCGCGUCACGGUCGGGUAUCGCAUGCAGCCCGUCUCUGUCUACACAAACGGAACCGUGUUUGCCACCGAUGUCCACAUCACUUUUCUGGCUGUUACCGAGGAAAUGACCCCCCUGGAGUUUGUGUGGUUGUUCGGAGAAGGUCCUCCCGUGAAGACAAUGUCCAGGAGCAUUAAGAAAAGACUUGGCGUCCCCCAGUGGUACAGCGUGACGGUGCAGGCUGCCAAUGGGCGGGGCAGCGUGGCCUCGGAGCCCCACCGCAUCAGGACGCAGAGGAGGAUCGUCGCCAACCGGCUCGUGUCCCCCUCCUCGGCUCUGCUGAACGCCAGCGUGACCUUUGAGUGCAGACUCAGCUUUGGCACCGAAGUCACUUUCCUGUGGGACUUUGGGGAUGGCACCGUGGGCCCCGGGGACAGCUCCGCUAGUCACACCUACAGCAGGGAAGGACAGUUCACCGUCCAGGUCCUUGCCUUCAAUGACGUCAGCACCACCUCCCUGAGAAAGCAACUGUUCAUCGUACGGGAGCCCUGCCAGCCGCCCCCUGUGAAGAACAUGGGGCCGGGGAAGGUGCAGGUGUGGAGGUCUCAGCCUGUGACCCUGGGCGUAACAUUCGAGUCUGAGAUCCUCUGUGACAUAUCCCGAGGCCUCUCCUACACCUGGACCUUCUGGAACUCCCAGGGGUGGCCGGUGCCCCUGCCCCCCGCUGUCAGCACCCACAGGCAGACCGUCACCGUCCCCAGCUACUUCCUGGAGCCCGGGAACUACACCGCUCUUGCCAGGGUUCAGGUGGAAGGCAGCGUGGUGCACAGCAACUACAGCGUGGCGGUGGAGGUGCGAGCCCGGGCCCCCGUCAGCGUCAUCUCUGAGGGCACGCACCUGCUCCUCUCCAGAGCCCCCUCGUUCACCGUCGUCCUCACGGGCUCCCAGUCCUACGACCCAGACCGCCCGGAGGCCGCCCUCAGCUAUCACUGGACGUGCACGGCGGCCAGCAGCCCCAGGCACGCAUGCUUCGCUGCCUCCUCUGCACGCGGCCUGGGCGCUGGGGCUCCCUCCCUGGCCUUCCCUGCGGACUCUCUCAGCGACAGCUAUGACCAGUUUCUCGUGACACUGACCGUGUCCAGCGCCGGCCGGAACUCUUCAGCGGCGCAGGUGUUCCUGUCCCCUCGCCCCGACUCGGCUCUCAGAUUCGUCCACAUCUCCUGGGUCAGCUUUAAGGACGUGUUUGUUAACUGGAACGAGGAGCUUUCUUUUCAAGCCAAGUGUGACGAGUGUGGUGAAGGGCCCCAUCUGUCCUACUCCUGGGACCUCUUCCUGGUCAACGGGACAGAAAGGACCCAAAUGGAAGUUCCCUUUUGUAGAACAGUGGGGCUGCUGGGCGCCGCCGGACUGGGGGCCGUUUCGAAGCUGCCAGAGUCCAGCGCACCGCCCACGGAGCCGAGCUGGCUGGGGCUGCACGCAGUGGGCACACCAUCUUCACGGGAGCCGUCACCACAGACCCAGGGCCAGCUGGUCCUCUUGGCCACGGGGAAACCGUCCUCGGGGCCCGCGGUCGGCCGGCACCGGGUCCCUGCUGCGGGUGACCAGGGGUCCCCGGGGCCCAGCCCCCCUGGGAGCCCGUGCCCCUCCCCCUCUGAUUUUGAAGCCUAUUACAGCGAUAUCCAGGAAGCCAUGCCGUCCAGAGGGAGACAGCCCGCCGACUGGGACGAUGCCAGCCUCCCGGGAGCAGGCCCGAGUUCGAGUGCUGACGGGGGCCGCGGGGACGGGGACAACCUGCUGGGCCCCUCGGCCCCCCUGGCCGCUGCCAGGCCCACCCUCGCGGUGGACUGGCCCAAGUCCCCGGUCGGCCGCGCUCGCUUCCACGGCUACACCUCCUCUGGUAUCACGGGACACACGGUGACGAUAAAGCCAUUCUCACUGAGCCCUGGGGACACAUACGUCCUGCAAGCCUCUGUGGCUUCCCCGCACCGCUUACUGGGGAGAGCUCAGCUGUACGUGACGCUCAAUCCGGCUCCGCGGGACGUGGCCUGCCAGGUGCAGCCACAUCGUGGCCUCGAGGCUCACACCGUCUUCAGCGUCUUCUGCAUGUCGGGGAGACCGGACUUCCAUUACGAAUUUAGUUAUCAGAUAGGAAAUGCCUCCAAACGCCCUCUGUACCACGGGAGAGACAGCCAGUAUUAUUCCGUGCUGCCAGCCGGCGAGCCCUUGGACGAUUAUAAAAUCACGGUGUCCACUGAGAUCACAGACGGCGCGGGCUCCCGGGUGCCACCGUGCGCCGUGACGGUGACCGUGCGGCCCCGAUUCCACGGGAAUCUCUGCCUGGACGAGGACACCUAUAACUCCAGCCUGAAGCACCUCUCCACCCUUCAGCUGAUGGGCAGUUACACAGAGGUCAGGAACUACAUCACCGUGAUGACCAGGGUCCUGACUCGUUGGGCUGCAGAGGACAGAAGUCCCUCGUGUGGCCAGUGGUCACGAAUACAGGAUGCGCUGAUUUCUUCUGUGUGCAGACUGCCUUUCGCAGAUCAGGAAGCAAUGAGCGAUUCUGUUCUCAUGUUAAGGGACCUCCUACGCUUCCCUCAUAAGUUAGGCUUUACGAGCGCGGCUCUCAUCCUCAAAGCCGCCCGGGGACUCCUGGCUCAGAGCCCACUGUCGGGGAGGCUCACGGUGGAUGAGGGGUCAAGGCUUGAGCUCAUCCUGCUGGUGUCCGAAGUCUUGGAAGCAUAUGACCAGGACAAACCGAGGACUGCGAGCUACCUGCAAGAAGAGGGGAUUAAGGUCAUCUCAGACCUCUUGUUGGAUGGCCUCUCUGCAAGCAAGGAGCAUCGGCUCCACGUCAGCACUGGGCAGAUGGAGUUCCACGUGCUUCUUCAUCGCGACCUGCAGAGCUGCGUGCAGGGCCUGGGCUCCGUCCAGGUGCGUUUCCCUGCAGACCUGGCUGGACAGAGUCCUACAGGGGUGGAAACGCAGAGCGCAUGCUACAUUAGCCGCCUCGUGCUCUUCAAGAAGAACCCGUAUCCAGGGGGCCAAGCUCCUGGUCAGAUUGGCCAGGUGGUCGCCCCGUCCCUGUUCAGCUGCUCCAGCAGGAGACCCAUCAGCAGGUGGCGGCUGAGGGAGCCCAUGACCGUGGAGUUCGGGGAGGAGGAUGCCCUGGAAAAUAGAACUGAGAUGACGUUUGUCCUGUUCCGGGAUAGAGUGAAUGUUCAUCGGUUCAUCGGGCAUUCUGCAAACCCCCAGGAGUCUCUGCACAUAAGGAUAGAAUUUUCUAGGCCUGUUCUGAGAGCUUUCCCGGUCAUGGUGCUGGUAAGGUUCUCUGAGAAACCUACUCCUUCUGAUUUUCUCGUGAGGAAGGUCUACGCCUGGGAUGAGCAGACGGUGCAUGUGUAUGCACCUGCUGGUCCUCCGAGAGACACCAGCUUGGGAUAUUUAUCCUUACUAGACGCUGACUAUGACAGAAGCCCUCCGAACAAAUACUUCGCGCCAGCAGUGAACUACAAGGUGCGUUUCCAGUGGGUCCAGUGCCUCUUCUGGGAAGCGAGAGAGUGGAAAUCUGCAAGCUUCUCUGCACAGCCAGGAGCGUCUCCAGAAAAAGUGACCUGCAGCUACGACCGCCUUGCGCCGGUCUCUGUCGCAAGAAGAAACCUGAACGCCAGUUUUUCAGUGAGUGACGUUUCCAAGUGGCAGAGCCACCCGGAGAACCUGCUUCCCAGUAUUUUGGUGGUGGUUUUUACGAUUCUUUAUGCACUUCUGGUUACUAAAAGCAGACGUGUAGAUCGUCACGAGAAGAAGAAAGCUGGUUGCAUUUUUCUGCAAGAAGAUGCUCCCCCCGGCCACCAGCUGUACGCAGUUGUCGUGGACACGGGCUUCCGGUCUCCUGCCCGCUGUAGUGCUAAGGUUUACAUUGUUCUCUGUGGUGAGAAUGGGUUUUCAGAACCCAGAGAACUCUACUGUCCAGAGAGGCCCCUGUUUGAAAGGAAUUCCAGACAUACUUUCGUCCUGAGCGCCCCCGCCCUGCUGGGCCCGCUCCGGAGCGUCCGUCUCUGGCACGACAGCCGUGGGCCCUCCCCAGCCUGGUACGUGAGCCACGUCGUGGUGAGAGUGCUGGCCCCCGGGCACGGGCAGAGCUCGCUCUUCCCCGCCGAGUGCUGGUUGGCGGCGAGCAGGCGGGACGGCCGCGUGCAGCGGGAGCUGAGCUGCCUGCGUGGGGGUCUCGGCUUCUGGAAGCUCCUGUAUUCAAAGUUCACGGAGUACCUGGAGGAUUUCCACGUCUGGACCUCCGUGUACAGUCGGCCGUCCCCCAGCGGCUUCCCGCACACGGCGCGCCUCACCGUCGUCUUUGCCUUGCUGUGCACGUACGCCUGUCUCACUGCCCUGCUCACGGCUGCGGGACGAGAGCAGCUCCCGUGGGCUCUCGGUGCCCCCGAUGCCGCCGCCGGGUCCUUCCGGACGGGUCUCCUGUGCACCCUGCUGGCUUCUCCCGGGGCUCAGCUCUUGUCGCUGAUCUUGAGGCUCAGCCAGGAAGCCCGCAGGCCCCUGAGAAGAGCACCCUCAGAGGCAGCUCAGGGCCCUCACUCCCGGGGAAGGACGGCAGACGCCCAGAAGACACACGAGGGUCACAGUCUCUCGCAGUGCACCAGGGCCUGCAGGGGGGCAGCAGGUGGCCGGAGCGCGGGCUGUCUGUGCCCAGAGCAGGAGGCCUACGGAGCUAACCCCGGCCAGCAGGCCCCGAGGGAGAAGGGGACCCGCAGCGCUGUCCAUGUGCAAGGUGACGUCGGGGCUGGGGGUGCAAUGCUGGGCCCCCUCCUGUGUCCUGGGCCCCUGAGAGACACAGGGGCCGCACAGCGGGAGCUGGGUCCGAUGAGGCUGGACGCUCUGGUCACAUGGACACCAGGCCCACCCGAGACAGCCCUGAGUUUUGUUCCAAAGUGCUGGCCAUUUCUGCUCUAUACUUACAUGGGUUUGCUCACGUCUUUUAAAAAGUCAGGAAUAGACCCUUCACUUGCUGCGGAGGCCCACUCAGUGGGCAGGCAACCAGCUUUACUCUGUCCAGCCACUUACAUGUCCAUCUCUCUAGAAACCCCCUCAUGGACACGCCCAGAAUACUGGUCACCCAAAUGUCUGCACACCCACGGCCCAGUCCCGCUGGUAGAAUUAACGACCGCAUUCGGGUGGACAGAAGUGAUGAGGCCUGUUACGUAUACCCCUUCCUGCUCUCCUUUAGCUCCCAGCAGCGGGUUUCGGGGACUUGCUGAGCUUCGGUGGCCACGGGCACUGUUGCCUUGGUCAGGCUGCGCAGCGUGGGCCGUUUGCGGGAUGGUCUCUGUGGCCUGUGGCUUAGGGACGGCGUUUCUAGGAUACAGGUUCAGCCCGACGCAGUGUGUGCGCUGGUUGCACCUGCUGACGCUGUCCGUGCUGUGCUGCGCGUUCAUCUCGCAGCCGCUUCUGCUGGGCCUCGUGGCCGUGGGCUUUGCCUGGAGAAGGCGAGACGACCCGCGCUUCUUCACCGAGUCCCUGCGCGCGGCCACCGAGGGCCUGGACUCUGAGCUUGCGGAGCGAGCGAGGUCCCGCGCGCGGCAGCACGCGAGCCAGAUGGAGGAGAUGUUGGCCGCCCGACAGCGAGCACGCCGCCUGCGCUGGGCACGUCCACCGUCUGCAGCCCAGCUCAGCGUCAUCAGGGAGAGGACGAGAAGAGAGACCCGGACAAGGGUGGCCCUGAGAGACAUCUGCAUGUACACCCUCAUGCUGCUUCUGCAUGUAUUUAUACUUUGUGGGAGAUGCUCCCAGGAUGAAUAUUCUCUCAAUCAAGCCAUCCGGAAUGAGUUUACAAGGGGUGCUGGGAGCAUCUCCGGCGGCCUGAGAAGUGUGGGUGACUGGUGGGGCUGGAGUCUGACCACGCUGCUGGAUGGCCUGCACGGGGGAGGCGCCUCCACAGCCGGCCCGCCAGGCGCUCAGCCUGGAGCCCUUGGUGGGAAGUGCUACCUGCUGGGCACUCCGGUCAUCCAGCAGCUGAGAGAUCCUUCUGGCGGCGUGUGUGAGCUUCCCAGCACACCUUCAGCACUUUCCGAAGACUCUCCUCCUCCACAUGGCCCCAAAGUCGGAGGCCCUGACACCCCCUCUGCAGCAGAUCCCGCCAUCCAAAGAGUGGCCCCGAGUGGCCCCAGAGGCUGUGGGGCCAGGGAGCCCUGGGUGCUCAGCCUGGGCAGCACAAGGCCGGCAGCCCACGCAGCCCUGAGCAGCCUCCGGGCCAGCAGGUGGAUCAACCGCAGCACCAGAACCGUGUCUGUGCACUUCGCUCUCUAUAACCCUCCCACUCGACUCCUGUCCAGCGUGUCCCUUCGUGCCGAGCUUCUCCCUGCAGGGGGCCUGGCCUUCUCCCCAUUGGUGGAGUCGCUGGCUGUCUUCCGCAGUGACUCGGCCCUGUGGUCCAGCCCCACACUUCCCGAGCUGGGUGAGGACGGGAGGGGAGGACCCUGCCAGGUCACGCUCGGGGUCUGCUCGGGUAUAGGGCCCGCGGAGAGCUCACCCGCGUCCCUCACCCCUGGCACGGUCCUGUCCGACUUUCUGUUUGCUCUGCUCUGUUGGCGUUCCCCCUACCAGCUGGCCCUCCUGCUGCUCAGCCUGACUCACCUCUGCUUGCAACUCUGCAGCCUGGCCGAGGAGGGUUUCUGCAGCUACUGUUGCAAACCAGGGACCUGGCUGGAGCUCGCCGUAGUGGGAGCCGGCCUCGCCUGCCACGCAGCCUCCAGCCACCUGGCGACGCUCGCUGGGGAGGUGACCGACCACUUCCACAGAGGACGCUUCCGAGGAUCUAUGGAUCUCACUGUGGCAGCCUUGUGGAAUCAGGUACAGCAGGGCGUCCAGGUGGGUCCAUGCCCUGUGAUGCUGUCCAGAGGAAGAGGUCACACACGUUCUAGAAGGUUCCAGACAAGGCAUUUGUUCCAUAUUGAGGGAAAUGCUCGGAGCUCGAGGAUGAGGAGGGUGACCUGGCUCCAGGGGACCCUCUCGUUCCUCCUGACGCUGAAGUUCAUCUGCCUCAUUGGCAUCCCGAGCACGAGGGCAUCCUGCUCCUUCCUGCUGCGUCGCUCUCUGGCUGGCAUCUGCACGGCAGGGCUGGUGGGCAUCCUGAUGCUGGCCGCCCGCUGCCACCUGUGCGCGGUCCUGCCAGGCACCUUCGCAGACUUCUCCCGAGGCCCGCUGUUCCGUCUUCCGGGAAGAAGCCGAACAGACACAUCCCACCGUCUUUCCGGGUCUGACCUGUGGGCCCUGGUUUGGUGCUGCGGGGCCCUUUCCACAGUAGUGAGCACUGCGUGGUGGGGAAUGCUGAGAGGUUCCCUCGCGACUCUUGCUCGAAAAAGGAAAUCUUUUCAAAGCCAGUCCCUCGUGAGCCUGGCCGAUAUGACUGCCUGCGUGCGGGGGGUGGCCCGGGCCUGGCUGGGGCUGGAGAGGCCUCAGCAGGAGGAGGUGGAGAUGGCUGGGAGGCGGAAUUACUACAUGGAUGAAGUUUCCGAUCUGCUAGAUGAACUUCUGUGGAAAAUUCAUGGUUUGUCUGACAGCCUACAAUGUCCUCGUCCAGAGCUGCAAUUUGGUGAUACGGGAGAGACCAGGGCAGAAGGCUGUCCCGCGGUGGGUGUUUCUGCCUAACAAGCCACUGGGGGAGGGAGGACUCACGGAAGCCUGGUGCCAUGCUAAGGCGCUCUCGAACAUCUGAACCCACACGACACCGUCUGCAGCCGACGUCCAGACUUUACAAGGACAAGAAUCAAGUUUCCAGGAAGGCGCCCAUGAUUCCAGUUCACACAAGUAUAUGGAAAACUAAGUCACAAUCAAGGUUUCUCUGUCACUAGACCAUCACUCGAAACCCCCUUCCCAACAGUCCACAUUGGGGUAAGAUUCCAGCUCUACCAUUUUCCAGAUGGUUCCUUUCCCAGCUGCCCUGGAGCUUCGUAUUGUUGUAUUUGUUUGCUUAUUUGUUUUCCUGAAUCUGUCCCGGUAUCAAAAGACUAUCUUAUUUUGUGAGGUUUCUGUUCUAGCUGUUGAGUCUUGGUUCCUAUAAGGUAGCACAUAAAUCUAAUAAAUGCAAUAAAAUGGACUGGGAUGGGGGCGCCUGGGUGGCUCAGUCGAUUAAACAUCUGACUCUUGAUUUUGGCUCAGGUCAUGAUCUCAGGGUGGUGAGAUCAAGCCCCCCAUUGGGCUCCCCACUUGGCGGGGGAUUCGGUUGGGAUUCUCUCUCUCCAUCUCCAUCUGUCCCUCUGCUCCCCCCUCGAAAGAAAGAAAGAACGAAAGAAAGAAUGAAAGAACAAAAGAAAGAAUGAAAGAACAAAAGAAAGAAAGAAAGAAAGAAAGAAAGAAAGAAAAGGAAAGGAAAGACAAAAGAAUUGGACCAGGAUGGGAUUUUGAUUUUUAAGUAGGGUUUUUCAAAUAAAGUCCUCUUUUUGUAAAGUUAGCAUUUGAAUCUUGCCAGAUUAAUGGCUCUUAUUUUUCCUGAUUUACUAAUUCAAUAUAAAAUGGUUAUUCAAACUGAACCUUUGAAGUUGGCUAGGUUGCUCUUUUGAACCCAUUUAAAAAUCUCCAUGCUCUUUUUGCAGCUU